UGGAGCAGGGCGCUUUUGUUACAGGUACAGGCAGAGAGGCAGUGUUAUACAAUAUACGUUGAAAGCAGAUUUAACCAAAUUCUUCUGUAACUACCCGCGAAAAGCGACCCUGUAACCAGUCUCCGGCCACCCAAGCAACAAUGGAACCGAGAAUUGACUGAAAAUUUCCCCUAAUUGUAAUAAUAAAUUGAGUUAGACAGCGAAGGGGCCUGCACUGUAGCAUCCAUCUCUUUUGUUGGCUGUUUUCUGUUUUAUAUUGCACCAGGAAGCUCAAACACUGGGGGUAUUUGUUUAGAAUGGAACACGUUGAAGGCCCUGUCAGAGAAAGGGAAAGUUAAGGAUGCUGCAGCAGAACAAUGGAUUUCUCCUUCUCUUUCAUGCAAGGGAUCAUGGGAAACACAAUUCAGCAACCUCCUCAACUCAUUGACUCGGCCAACAUCCGGCAAGAUGAUGUGUACGAUGCUAUCAGUGACAAUGGUGAAGACGGGGGGCCGUCGGCUUAUGAUGAUGCCCUGGAGUCGGGCUUCUCCUACCCCCCCUCCACCACAGAGGACCUGCCCUCUGUCACCAACGGCUACCCGCCCAACAUUAGCCUCUACGAAGCCCAGGCCAAGUAUCCCAUGUAUUCUCAGUACCCCAACGGUUCUGCCAACGGCUACAGUGCUGUCCGGAGCUACAGUGUCCCCGAUCACUGCUUGUUGCCAACAGAGAACACAGUGUUGAGAUUGCCAGUGGUCCAAGAGAAACCUCUCUCCCCUCCCCAUGUUGUCCCUCAUCAUCAUGUGGUUCUUCCUCCCCCUCCUCUGCUUCUCCCUUCCUCCCCGCCUCCCCCUCCCACUCUUCCUACUUUUACCACUAUCCUCUCCACCCCUCCGCAGUCCCAGCCCCCUACCACCCCAAAGAAAACCAUCUCCCCAGAAAUCAAGUUAAAGAUCAUUAAAACCUACCAGAAUGGGAGGGAACUGUUUGAGUCCUCGCUCUGCGGAGACCUUCUGAAUGAGGUCCAGGCCAGCGAGGCAUCCAGAAGGAAGCACGAGCGGAAGAAGGAGAAAAGGAAAAAGAGCAGCAAGCACGCUCUGCACAAGCAGGAGGAACCGGUUCUAGAGCAGAUUCCAGAGCAGGAGCAGGUUCAAAGCCCUGAACACAAGCAGACGGACAGGGAUAGCAAAUGUCCCAAAGCUGAACCGCAGGAACAGAAAGUUCAGAAGCACUUUCCUACAGGUAGAGCAGGCGUUGGUACUUGUCUGGACCACCAGGUUGGAGAUUUGGUCUGGUCUAAGGUUGGAACGUAUCCCUGGUGGCCUUGUAUGGUGUCUUGCGAUCCCCAGAAGGAGGUUCAUACCAGGAUAAACACACGAGGUCACCGGGAAUACCACGUACAGUUUUUUGGCAGCGUGCCCGAAAGAGCAUGGAUCCACGAGAAGAGAGUGCUUGUGUAUCAGGGGCAGCAUGAGUUUGAACACUUGCAGGCAGAAACACUCAGGCAAGCCUCCAAUCACGCUGAAAGGCAGAAGCUCCUCAAACCAGUCCCGCAGAGAGAACGCGCUCAGUGGGAAGUGGGUAUUGGCCACGCAGAGGACGCACUCCAAAUGACCAGGGAGGAGAGGAUAGACAACUACACUUUUAUUUAUGUGGACAAACAGCCAGAAACGUCGCCGCCGCCCAAGACGGAAAAGACUGGUAGCGCAGCCAAGGCUGACAAUAGGAGAGCUCGUAGAUCUCAGACUGUGAUGAGCCCGCGGUCUGAAUCACCCCGUCAAGCUACUGCUGCUUCUGCUGCCCCAGCCAAGACCCCCUCCAGACUGCCUAGCUCCGAGGGGAGGAGGCAGAGGCCAAGGCGGCAGUGCAGCACUAGCAGUGUGGAAGAGCCCCCACCCCCUCCACCGCCCCCACCUGCUGUGAAAACGCCAUGGAAAACUGCUGCAGCCAGGAAACUGCUGCCUGCUUCGGUAAUACUGAAGAAACUCAACCAGGAUGUGCUGAACUAUGAACUGCACUCUUCUCUGAUUCCAGCGACCCCUGAAGAUAAAAGGGAAGGAACAUUUGCGGACCAGAUGGUAUGUUCUCUAAGGGGAGCAAGUCAUAAACCCGAGACGAGUUUGAAGGAACAAGAAAAGCCUGUAAUUUCACCCACAGGCAGAAGGGGCGACCAAGCAACAGUACAACAUCCUGCAAUUACAGAAGCACUGCCAGGUUCCUUAGAAAGGAAAUCACAGAGGAGAUCAGUGCGAAGUCGCUCAGAGUCAGAAAAAUCUACAGAGCCAGUGCCAAAGAAAAAGGUGAAAAAAGAGGCAGAAACAGUCCCCCAGACAACAGUGAAAACUGGAUCACAAAAAGGUGCUAGUGAGAUUUCAGAUUCUUGCAAACCUCUAAAGAAACGAAGUCGGGCUUCUACCGAUGUGGAAAUGGCUAGCUCUCAGUACAGAGACACGUCUGACUCUGAUUCAAGAGGACUAAAUGACUCACAGGUUGGAUUUGGGAAGCGGUCUGAUAGCCCUGCCGCUGCUGAUGCAGAUGCCUCUGAUGCCCAGUCUGUGGACUCCAGUUUAUCAAGACAGGGAACAAGCACUUCCAGAAAGGAUACUGUCUGUCAGAUCUGUGAAGUCUUUGGUGACUCCCUUAUUUCAUGUGAAGGAGAUUGCUGCAGACUGUUCCAUUUGGAGUGCUUGGGACUCAGUACAUUGUCUGAAGGGAAAUUUACAUGCAUGGAAUGUAAAAAAGGUGCUCACACAUGCUUCUCUUGUAAAGUGUCAGGUGCCGACGUGAAGCGCUGCUCAGUAAAUGGCUGUGGUCGGUUCUACCACGAGGCCUGCGUCCGCAAACACUCUGUGUCCAUCUUCGAGUCCAAGGGGUUCCGCUGUCCACAGCACAGCUGCUCCACCUGCUCUUUAGAACGAGACCUGCACAAAGCAACUAAAGGUCGCAUGAUGAGGUGUAUCCGGUGCCCCAUUGCCUAUCAUACAGGAGAUGGCUGCAUUGCUGCUGGCAGUGUGGUCAUCACCCCGCACAUUAUUGUAUGUAGCAACCAUUCGAGCUCCAAAAAGAAUGCACACAUAUCCUCUCCUGUAAACGUAGGCUGGUGUUUCGUCUGUGCCAGAGGACUAUUAGUGCAGGACCAUUCUGACCACAUAUUAAGUUCUUAUGCCUAUAAGUCGCACUACCUUCUGACUGAGUCAAAUCGUGCUGAGUUGAUGAAAUUACCUAUGAUUCCUUCCUCUUCGUCAGCUACCAAAAAGAAUUGUGGGAAAGGCGGAAGAUUGCUGUGCUGUGAGUCCUGCCCUGCUUCGUUCCACCCAGAGUGUUUAAGUAUAGAGAUGCCUGAUGGAAUCUGGUUCUGUAAUGAAUGCACUAUAGGGAAGAAGCCUCAUUACAAGCAGAUUGUUUGGGUCAAACUAGGCAACUACAGGUGGUGGCCUGCGGAAAUCUGCAAUCCCAGAUUAGUGCCAUUUAAUAUCCAGACCCUGAAGCAUGAGAUUGGUGACUUUCCUGUGUUCUUCUUUGGAUCUCAUGAUUACUAUUGGAUUAACCAGGGCAGGGUGUUUCCUUACGUCGAGGGGGACAAGAGCUUUGCUGAUGGCCAAAUUAGUAUUAACAAGACUUUCAAAAAAGCCCUCGAAGAAGCAGCUAAGAGAUUCCAGGAGUUAAAGGCACAAAGAGAAAGCAAGGAAGCGCUGGAAAUGGAGAGAAACUCUAGGAAGCCUCCGCCAUACAAGGUCAUCAAGUCCAACAAGCCAUUUGGGAAGGUUCAGAUCUACAUGGCUGACCUGUCUGAGAUACCAAGGUGUAACUGCAAACCCACAGAUGAGAACCCGUGCGGGCUUGACUCGCAGUGUCUGAACAGAAUGCUGCAGUAUGAGUGCCACCCGCAGGUGUGCCCCGCCGCGGAGCUGUGCCAGAACCAGCGCUUCAGCCGGCGCCUCUACCCAGAGACCGAGGUCAUCAAGACUGAGGGCCGGGGCUGGGGGCUCAAAGCCAGAACUGAACUCAAAAAGGGUGAGUUUGUGUGCGAGUACGUUGGUGAGCUGAUUGAUUCAGAGGAAUGCAGGCAGCGUAUCAAACACGCUCACGAGAACCACGCUACCAACUUCUACAUGCUGACACUUACCAAGGAUCGUGUUAUUGAUGCUGGACCCAAAGGAAACUACUCUCGUUUUAUGAACCACAGCUGUAACCCGAACUGUGAGACGCAGAAAUGGACAGUAAACGGGGAUGUUAGAGUGGGACUCUUUGCUCUUUGUGACAUUGAUCCUGACACAGAAUUAACAUUCAAUUACAACUUGGACUGUCUGGGGAACGGAAGGACUACAUGCCACUGUGGUUCUGAUAAUUGCAGUGGAUUUUUGGGUGUGCGUCCUAAGAGUGCGGUUGUGAUAGAAAAAGAGGAGAAAGCGAAGAACGCCAAGCUGAAAGCAAAGAAGCGUAAAAUCAAGCCCGAUCCCAAGCAGACGCACGAGUAUUUCUGUUUCCGCUGUGGGGAAGGAGGGGAGCUGGUGAUGUGUGACAAGAAGGACUGCUCGAAAGCUUACCACCUCCUAUGCCUUAACCUGACCAAGCCUCCAUAUGGGAGGUGGGAAUGCCCCUGGCAUUACUGCAGCGUGUGUGAGAGCCCCUCUGCUUCCUUCUGCCAGUUCUGUCCCAGCUCAUUCUGCAAGGAUCACGAGAGAGGAUCUCUUUUGGCGUCUUCCCUCGACGGCCUUCUCUGCUGCUCCAACCACAACCCCAAAAGCCCUCUUGCUCCCGAGCCCCUCAGCAAGCUCAAAAUCAAGCUGGAGCCCCAGGAGCCCAGCGAUGAACUGGUGGAAUAGUCUUUAACAGUGGAAAUGACAAACAAACAAAACUGUUCAGAAUAUUUGAAAGCAUAAGUAAUGAAAUUUCUUUUUUUUUUUUUUGGUUCAGGCAACCAUAGCAAGUCAAUUUUAAAGAGAAGCGUGUGCUGACAUUGCUGCUCAGUUUACAGCGGGCAUUGAAACGGAUUGUGGAGACGUCAGCCUGUUACACAACUUCCAUGAGUGGAUGGAGACGGCAUGGCAAAUUCAUUGUGAUGUACUUUUUACAGAGCAGACAACCAAAUGUAGCUGUAUUGGUUAUUUGGCACUUUUUAAAACAGAAGACUUAUUCUUGGUGGAGCUUUGGCGGGUCUCGGCCUAGUUAUUGUUUACCUACUGUGAGCUGUGGUUGCCUAGAGGACUCUUAAUUCUGCCAAUUUAUUAUUUAAAAUAACAUUUUUUAAAAAGCCUUGCUUUCUAUGCUGGGACAUUAAACUGAGCAGAAAUAUGCCAGUUAGUAGGUCACUCCAAAAAAAAAAAACAUUACAUUUAUGUUUUUAUGUACUGUACCUCAAGAUUUAAUUUUUGUGCAAUUAACAUACAAACACUACAUUUCAGAAGCAGAUUGAAUUUGCUGUGUCUGUUGCCAUUACUUGUAUUUUGUUAGAGUACUCAUCUGUUUUUCUAUAAGGAAUUGAAAGCCAUUCUGGCCUGGUUUUUAGAUACGCAGAGGGGGGCUCAUUUUAAAGUGACCAAGUGCUGCAUUCCUCAAUUAUGUUGGCAGCACCAAGUCAGUAUUAUAAUGCAUUUUACACACUGAUGUUGCACAUUUGACCUUAAAGUAUUGCCUGUACACAGUUACCACACAUGGCUACAUUAAGGUUCUAACAUUGCUGCACAGAUCAUUUUUAACUAGUAUGUAUUUAGGUUUUAUCAAUGGUUCCCUUUGGAGUUGCAUUUUCAAACCUUUUUCAUGUAUGGUUUUUAAAUAUCAUUUUAAGCUGGUUUUCCAGUCCUUUUUAUACACCACUUGCUGAGCUCAGUAACUUUUUUUUUUUCUCUGAAAAUAACACUAAUUUAAAGAAUUUGCAUCAUGUAUACUGGUAGAUGACUCCUAGGGACUUUUUUUUUUUUUUUUAAGCAUUGGAACUUGUUUUGAAGAGAUUUUAUCUGUAAAUAUUUAGAGAAUGUAUUCCGUUAUUUAAAAUGAAAAAACAAACAAAAAAAAAAAAAAAAACCUGUCAUUGAGCACAGAAAGACUGAAUUACAUAUCGCAUUAUAGUGUUUCCCCUCUCUUUGUACCCCUAAAGGUUAUUCUGAAACUCUGCAUUGGCUUUGAAGUGAUCUUUAAAACCAGUUAAACAAAUGUGAAAGGAGCCUUUUGCUUUAGUUUCAUAUAUAGAGCAAAUUUCUUCUUGCAGUCAACGGAAGGAGCAUUAUGUCAACAUGUUUUUAAGCAUUUAAUUGAUUUGGUUUCCUUGAUGUAAAAUGGUUUUGAAGAUUAAGCAAAAACUUUAUUUCCAGUACAGUGUGUGUAUUGAAAAUAAAUUAAAUUACUACAGGCCUUGACUGAUUGAAUUUAUAAUAAUAAUAAUAAUAAUAAUAAUAAUAAUUUGGGACUGUAUAAAAUAUUAGAAUUGAUUGUUUACAGUUUAUUUUUUACAUUUUUGUUUCACAAAACUAGACGAAGAAACAAGCAGCAUUUUUCUUUAAGUGGGUAAAUGUAGUCUGUGAUUUUAUUGCUUUAAUGCAGGGCUUCUCAAACUCUGUCCUGGGGACCCCCUGUGGCUACUGGUUUUCAUUCCAACCGAGCUGUCAAGUA
Molecule: messenger RNA, 6588 nt
Organism: Polyodon spathula (Mississippi paddlefish)
Lineage: Eukaryota; Metazoa; Chordata; Actinopteri; Acipenseriformes; Polyodontidae
Product: histone-lysine N-methyltransferase NSD3-like
Exons: 23
Coding region: 357-4805 (1482 amino acids)
Biological process (GO): regulation of DNA-templated transcription
Cellular component (GO): nucleus; chromatin
Molecular function (GO): histone H3K36 methyltransferase activity; protein binding
Source: RefSeq, a predicted model, not a curated record